Messenger RNA from Strongylocentrotus purpuratus (purple sea urchin), 1017 nucleotides. RefSeq lists its product as uncharacterized. The record is from RefSeq and is a predicted model, not a curated record. Gene Ontology annotation, cellular component: plasma membrane; NADPH oxidase complex. NCBI's taxonomy places the organism in Eukaryota, Metazoa, Echinodermata, Echinoidea, Camarodonta, Strongylocentrotidae. The coding region runs from base 1 to 1017 and encodes 338 amino acids. Gene Ontology annotation, molecular function: superoxide-generating NAD(P)H oxidase activity. Gene Ontology annotation, biological process: superoxide anion generation; defense response. The transcript has 4 exons.
AUGGAGUCACUACAACAUUUCUUGACUCUUCAUAUAAGAUGUGUGGGACACUGGACAAAGCGACUCUACAAUGUCGUCAGAGAACGUCAGCUCGCUCUUCUUGAAGACGAACCAGGCUUUGGCGAGAUCGACAAAGAACACGACUCACCUUUAGAGGUCAUCGUUGAAGUUAGUUCUACCAAGAGUACAUCAGCCGUGGAGUCUAACAGCCAGCAGAGCACCACCUCGGAUAUACCAAUUGAUAAUAACGGACGUAGAUCUUCAAAAACAUACAACAAAAGAAGGAGAACCGCAAGAGGUGCAACCAACUUAGGCUUCGUGCCAGAAUUACCGAACGGUGACAAAGAUGGAACCAAGACCGUAACAGAGGGCAAACCAUAUAACACUGGUCAGAACGAUGAUGAAUCACUUGCACAGAAAGUGAAUCCAACACAAUUAAGUCUUCCACGUAAAGCUGAUCACCCAUCUGCUUCCCAAGGUGAUUGCCAACCGAUGCCUCACAAAGAGCUGGGCGAAAUAUCUAUGACUUUAGCGGUCAAUGGCAACAGUUUCAAAAUGAAAUCGUUGAACUCUCGCCAAAGCAUUGAUGUACAGGAGGCACCUCGAGGGAAUACCACCAAAAGACAAUCACUGAGGGUUAGACUGUCUCUAGCUGGUCGGCAAAGGAGAAGCGUCUGUGGAAAGCCAAACGGCGAUGUUAACAGGAAGAUGAGUUUAGUGACGUUAAGAAGGAACGGUGCCCGACAUUCGUUGGAUCUGUCAAAGGAUUUAGGCGGUACACCUCACACUGGAUUGGAAGUUAUAUUAGAUGGUCCGUAUGGGGCACCUGCGCAGCAUAUCAUGGAGGCUGAACAUGCCGUACUCAUCGGGGCAGGAAUAGGCAUCACACCGUUUGCCUCUAUCCUACAGAGCAUACAUGAGAGAUAUAAGGCGGCCAAGAAGCAGUGUCCAAACUGCAACCAUACUUGGGUGACCGAUACAUCAUCUAUCCUGAAAACCAAGAAGUGUCAAGUCUGA